UAUAUGUUAAAUCUUGAUAACAUAGAUUUAGUGAACAGCACUUCGAGUCAAAUGAAGGUGUUUUGCUAUUCAUUCUUUAUUUGGACUUCUAUAUUUGCAAUAAUUAAUUAGAAAGUCCAUUUAAAGAAACACCCCAAGAAAGUUUAAGAUGAUAUCAAAAACAGAAUUGUAUCAAUCAUUCACGGUUCCCUAACAUUCUGGGCUGCCGCAUAUAUAGUGUUGGGUAAAAGAGAUAUUCAUUUGCAGUUGAAUAACCAGGUUUCGGUGCAGUUAAUUCUCAGACCAUGCAAUUUACAAUGAUAAUUAGUGCGUCAUACUUUGUCUACGAUUUCCUUGCCUGUCUCUACUAUGACCUUGCAGACAUGUCCCUAGUCUCUCAUCAUUCUUUAGCCAUUUGUGGAUAUGCUGUGGCUACCCUCUCAAAAUUCGGAGCUCCAUCUUCAAUUUGUAAGAGUUAAUUUAUAUGUCUUAGGGGGAUUGAUGUCAGCUGAAGUAUCUAACUUCCCUAUGCAUAUGAGAGUGAUCUUCAGACAAGUAGGAUUGAGACAUACUAAAUUAUAUGAAGCAUGUGAAUGGGCUUAUUUUGGUAAUGGAUCUAAUUAAAUUAUUAGCAUUGUAUAUCAUAUUCAGAGGAUCUUUGGUUCCUUAUAUGGUAUGGAAUACUUGGCCAGAGAGUGAUGUUCCUUUAUUGGUUAAGAUAACAGCCACUGGCCUAUUCUUAUAAUCAGUAUACUUCAUAUUUGAGUAAAGCAAUUAAUAUAUAUUCUUAUAGGAUGAAAAAGAUCCUUACUAGAUAGUAUUUCUAGUAUUAAGAAAGAAAGAAGAAAAAUAUUCAUCAUUUUUGGUUUAGUGUAAACCAAAGAGUUUAAGAAUUAUCAUAUAUUAACAACUAAAAAAAAGAUAAAGUAUUUUGA
Molecule: messenger RNA, 914 nt
Organism: Paramecium octaurelia
Lineage: Eukaryota; Ciliophora; Oligohymenophorea; Peniculida; Parameciidae
Source: the annotation of a GenBank genome assembly